Messenger RNA from Leptopilina heterotoma, 678 nucleotides. It is a transcript of the gene Nrk1, whose product is annotated as nicotinamide riboside kinase 1. The record is from RefSeq and is a predicted model, not a curated record. NCBI's taxonomy places the organism in Eukaryota, Metazoa, Arthropoda, Insecta, Hymenoptera, Figitidae. Gene Ontology annotation, cellular component: cytoplasm. The transcript has a single exon. Bases 1 to 585 code for a protein of 194 amino acids.
AUGGAAUGGUUAGUGAUUGGAAUAUCGGGUGUCACGUGUAGCGGAAAAACAACGUUGGCCAGAAAACUUCAUCAAGAUUUUAAAAAUUCGAUACUAUUUGAACAGGACACUUACUUUCUGCCAAUUGACAAUCCACGACAUGUUUGGGUUAAGGAAUUGAAUCACAUAAACUUUGACAUUCUUCCCAGUUUGGAUAUGAAGAAAAUGUAUUCUGACAUUCGUCGAAUUCUCGAUGAAAAGCCUUUGAAAAGUGUUGUUGGCGCGUCUGAAACGGAAAAAAAUAUUUUCAUUAUUGAAGGAUUUUUGAUAUUUGAUUACAAGCCAAUAUCGGACUUGUGUAGUCUUAAGUACUUUCUCACAUUGGAGAAAGAAGAAUGCUUUAGACGUCGUGAAUUACGAGUCUAUGAUCCACCAGAUGGACCAGGUUAUUUCGAUAAGGUUGUUUGGCCGGAAUAUGUGAAUCAUAAGACAGCGAUAAUGAAUAAUAAGGAAUUGGCGUCUAUUCAAUUUUGCGAUGCAUCGAACAGUCAGGAAGAAGUGUAUAAAACAGUUCUCAAUGAUAUAAAAAUAAAUUUAAAGAAUUAAAAUCAACUCUUAUGCUUUCACAAUUUUUAUUUAAGUAUUAUUACAAAAAUCGUUUUAAAUUGUAGAUUUUCUUUAAAUAAAAGCAAAAACAAA